Messenger RNA from Cannabis sativa, 4065 nucleotides. RefSeq lists its product as uncharacterized. The record is from RefSeq and is a predicted model, not a curated record. The transcript has a single exon. Lineage: Eukaryota; Viridiplantae; Streptophyta; Magnoliopsida; Rosales; Cannabaceae. The coding region runs from base 484 to 3672 and encodes 1062 amino acids.
UUUUUAUCUUAUCAAAUAACAGAAGUUUGUCACAUUCUACUUCUAGAUUUCAACCACACGAGUCAAUGCCCAAGAAAGAAUAAUGACAAGGCUAAGAUAGAUUUUAAUUAAAUAAAUAUUCUUAAUAUCUUUCCAUGUAUAACAAAAAGGCUACGGGUUUAAAAAGAUGUAAGCUGACAGAUGUAUACAGCAAAGUGAUAGAAAAUGGAAUAUGGAGAGCACCACAGACGAGAUGCUAGUCUCCCAAAUGAAGUAAAAUCUGUCUGAACAUAAAAUAAUCUAAUAUUUCUUUGUCCCUUGAAAGAGAAGAGAAGAAAGGUAUAGAAUAAAAGUCUUUAACGCCAAAAUGUUUUAAUCCCCAAAAAGUUUCUGAAGUAUAAGUUUUCGGUUGUAUGGCGCUAUAUAUGUGUAUACGUGCGAGCACACUUGAAUCGAUAUACAAAAUGUGACAAAAAUAAUCAUCCAAUUCCAUCACAAUUAUCCAUGGCAGAACGAAGACAACCAUUCCGCUUUCGACUCCCAUGGUCUCAGCGCUCUACAGAGCAACAAACACAAAGCUCUCGUCCUACAUCCGUUUCACGACGUGCUUCUAGACCAGCUGGGAGAGCCCCUUCACAGCCCCCUCCUUCUCAGUCUCAACCACCUUCUAAAGCUGAAGCUCAACCAUCAUCAGCAUCCCCAUCUCCUUCUCCUGCAACUGCAAUCAAUGAGUCUCCAAAAGAAACACCAUCUAAACCAUCUGUAAAACCUCCAACACCAUCUGGUGCAGCCACUAAGUCACCUAAAGAAACACCAUCAAUCCCAACUCUCAAACCCCAAACAUCUUCUACUCCAAGUCCCAAAUUUAAAACACCAUCUCGUGCAGCCACUGAAUCUCCAAAAGUAACAUCUUCUACCGCAAAAGGUAAACGCCAAAUCUCAUCUCAUACAGCCACUGAAUCCACAAAAGAAACACACUCUCCUCGAACAACCAAACCUCAAACCCCAUCUCAUGCAUCCACUGAAUCCUCAAAAAAAACAUUUUCUAACCCAACAUUCAAACCUCAAAUGCCAUCUCGUCCAGCUAUCAAACCACCAAAAGAAAUAUCUUCUGCCCCAACGGGUAAAUCUCAAACCCCAUCACGUGUAGCCACUGAAUCUCCAAAAGUAACAUACUCAGCUCCAACAAGCAAACCUCAAACCCCAUCACGUGUAGCCACUGAAUCUCCAAAAGUAACAUACUCAACUCCAACAAGCAAACCUCAAACCCCAUCUCGUGCAACCACCGACUCCCCAAAAGAAACAACUUCUGCCCCAACAACCAAACCUCAAUCACCAUCUAGCUUAGUCAUUAAACCACCAAAAGAAACAUCUUCUGUCCCCACAGACAAACCUCUAUCACCACCUAGUACAGUCAUCAAACCACCAAAAGAAACAUCUUCUGCCCCAACAAGUAAACCUCAAACCCCAUCACGUGUAGCUACUGAAACCCCAAAAGUAACAUACUAUGCCCCAACAAGCCAACCUCAAACCCCAUCUCAUGCAACCACUGAUUCCCCAAAAGUCAAACCUCAAACACCAUCUCGUCCAACCAUUGAAUCCUUAAAUGAAACUUCAUUUUUCCCAACAAUCAAAAAUCAAACACCAUCUCAAGCAACUACUGAAUCUCCAGAAGAAACACAAUCUUUUCCAACUACCAAACCCCAAACAUCUUCUGCCCCAACAAGCAAACCUCAAACAUCAUCUCCAGUAGCUACUGAGUUCUCGAAAGAAACACCAUUUGUGCCAAUUUCCAAAUCCCAAACACCAACUCCUUUAGCAAAUGAAUCACAAAAAGAAACACCAUCAUCUCAAAAUUCCAAACUCCAAACACCAUCUCAGUUCGCCACCGAGUCCCCAAAAGAGAAUCAAUCUCUUCAAUUCACCAAGUCCACAUCAGCCACUCCUCAAUCAACUUCUUCACCCUCGACAAAUAUAGCUGUAAAACCCCCAUCACCAACAAGCACUGCCACCAACUCUACAAAAGUAACACAACUGCCCACAACUGGUAAAACUCAAUCCCCGUCUAGUAUAACCAGUGAAUCCCCAGAAGCCAUUUCCCUGCCAACUUCUUCAACACCUACAAAUGCAAUUGUUAAGCCUCGGUCACCAUCUCUUGCAACAAUUGAGGCCUCAAAAGCUACUUCCCAGUCAACCUCUUCACCAUCUGUUGAAACUGUUGUAGCUAAACCAUCAUCUCCAUCUGUUGUAGUAGGGAAAUCCCAAGUCAGUUCCAAGCCUACCUCACCACCUCAAGUAAGACCCCAUAGAGGUUUAACAUCUGUGUUGUCGUCGCCAUCUAGUACAACCAGUGAAUCCUCGGAAGUCAGUGCCCUGCCAACUUCAACACCUGCAAAUGCAAUUGUUAAAGCUCAAUCACCAUCUUUUGCAACAAUGGAGGCCUCAAAAGCUACUUCUUCCCCAUUUGCUGAAAUUGAUGUAACUAAACCACCAUCUCCAUCUCUUGCAGUAGGAAAAUCACAAAUCAGUUCCAAGCCUACCUCACCACCUCAAGUAAGACCCCAUGGUGGUUUAACCUCUGUGUUAUCGUCACCUUCAAAAAGAGACUCCAAGUCAGGGGCAACAUCACCUUCACAAUCUCGUGUGACUUUUGAGUCUCAACUAGAGUUGGGAAGGUCAUUUCAAUCUCAGUCCCCUACUUCUCAACAUGCUUGGAUGGAUAAUCUGGGGGUUUCUUCUCCAAUUAGCAAAGCUACUCAACAAAAAGCAAAGGAUGACAUUGUAUCUCAAUCUCCGUCUUCGCCUGAGAAACCUCAAGUUAGAGCUCAGGUUCAAUCAUCAAAUCAUGAGCAAGAACUAGAGAAAGAAGUAGCUUUUAUGGUGUCAUUGCGAGGGGCUGAAUCAAAAGAGAAAAUCACAUCUGAAACUAAAAGGAUAAAAACCUCUCAAGAUGCUCUUGCUGCAAGGGAGCUAAAAGAAGUUCCAAUGCCUUUGGAAACAACCAUGUCACUCUCUGAAGAAGCUAACAAGGUAGAUGUCCCACCCCAGAAGUCAGAUUUGAAGCUCCAACCCGAAUUAGAGAAACAUAAUGUUACAUUUCAAGCACUAGAAGGGCAACAAAAACGAGAAGUUUCUGACAGAACGAAGACUAUAGCCACCACCACUUAUAUUGGUAAUGAUGCCGAAAUUGCUAAAUCAUCGCAUCCGAUACGUGGAAAUACAAACAAUUCUUUUCAAAAGCCUGUUUUGACCAUAGAGGAAGAAGUUUCUCUACACAAGAAUAUCAUAGAAGACAUUUCCAAGCUUGUUAAAAAACUCACCACUAGAACCCAAGUGGAUGAAAAGCCUGUUAUUGUCGUUACCUUAACUGGUGAAAACAAAGGAGCGGCAAUGCACAUGAGCUCUGAAUCAACAAAAAAGGAAGAAUCAAUUCACAUUCAUCGGAGUUACAAGACUAACUUAGAGAAGAGCCCUAAAAAUGAAAACACCACUGAUGGAGAAACAAGCUCGGGAGAGAGGCAUAUAGACCGAAUGAUAAGAGAAGCCCAUUCACCAAAAGCUUAUGUCAAUAGCAAUGCACAGAGCGUUAACAACUCCAUUGUAUUCAAUGCUUCAAUCGAAGAAAAGAAUCCGGGUGUUCAAUUGACCUACUCUCAGUACACAACUGACGAGGUCAAGCAGUUGAAAUUGUAACUCAAAAUCCACCCAAACCUGCAAGGUUGAGUUUACAAUGACCCCUAGACGACAAUGCCUUAAAAACUCUUUAUGGAACCAAGCAACUCAAGCCCAAAAAAUCCAAAAGAGCGUUGACACGAUUGCUGCUGCUACAAAUUUGGGAGAAAAAAAACAGAAAAGAGUUCUGUUCAAGACUCAUUUGUUGAUAGUGUUCUUAUAGUCUAAAACAAUAAAAUGAUACAAUAAAUUCUUACAACAGGAGUAAGAUCGAUAAUGAUCACAAUAACUGGUUGAAAGAUCGCAUGGUUCUUAUCUAGCCUUUGCUUCUUAUAUUAUAAGAAAAAUAUGCCACCCAUUACGCACUUGUCUUUUAAAACCUGAUUUUAAUAAACUAAGUAAGAUACCAAAAAC